GGGGCGCGGGUGAGGUGGCGGCGGGGACGACGGGCUGCGGGCAGCGGACCGGAGCGAGCGGAAAGAAGAAAUGAUGUAAAUAAUUUACUGUCCAAACUUUGAGGUCAGAGGUGAGAAGGAAGGUCAGGAAGACUAUGGCCUGGCCAAAUAUUUUUCAAAGAGGAACUCUGUUCUCCCGAUUCAGCCAUCAUCACGUUGUUGUGUUCUUGCUCACCUUCUUCAGUUAUUCGUUGCUCCACGCAUCAAGAAAAACUUUUAGCAAUGUCAAAGUCAGUAUCUCUAAGCAGUGGACCCCAAGUGCUUUUAACAAGUCCAUUAGAUUGCCUGUAGAGAUCUGGAGCAGCAACCAUUUGUUCCCCAGCGCAGAGGAGGCCACUCUUUUCCUUGGAACGCUGGACACCAUUUUCCUCUUCUCUUAUGCUGUGGGCCUUUUCAUCAGUGGAAUUGUUGGAGAUCGGCUUAAUUUGCGAUGGGUUCUGUCGUUUGGCAUGUGUUCUUCUGCACUAGUGGUGUUCGUCUUUGGCCCUGUCACAGAAUGGCUGCAUUUCUACAACAAGGGCCUCUACUGCUGUCUGUGGAUUGGGAAUGGCCUGCUGCAGUCUACCGGUUGGCCCUGUGUGGUUGCGGUUAUGGGCAACUGGUUUGGGAAAGCGGGACGAGGAGUUGUUUUUGGUCUCUGGAGUGCCUGUGCAUCAGUGGGCAAUAUUUUGGGAGCAUGCCUAGCUUCUUCUGUUCUGCAGUAUGGUUAUGAGUAUGCCUUUCUGGUGACCGCGGCAGUGCAGUUUGCUGGUGGGAUCAUCAUCUUCUUUGGACUCCUGGUGUCACCAGAAGAAAUUGGUAUCCCAGGUAUUGAGGCAGAAGAAAAUUUUGAAGAAGACUCACACAGGCCAUUAAUUAAUGGUGCCGAAAACGAAGAUGAAUACGAACCUAAUUAUUCCAUUCAAGAAGGCAGCACUAUUACCCAAGUCAAGGCAAUCAGCUUUUAUCAGGCCUGUUGUCUUCCUGGAGUUAUACCGUAUUCACUGGCCUAUGCCUGCUUGAAGUUGGUAAAUUACUCCUUCUUCUUCUGGUUGCCCUUUUAUCUGAGUAACAACUUUGGAUGGAAGGAGGCUGAAGCUGACAAGCUGUCCAUUUGGUACGAUGUUGGAGGAAUUAUAGGUGGAACUUUGCAAGGUUUCGUCUCUGACGUGUUACAGAAGAGAGCCCCGGUUUUAGCUCUGAGCCUGCUUCUGGCAGUUGGGUCCCUCGUUGGAUACAGCCGUUCUCCAAACGAUAAGUCCAUUAACGCACUUCUGAUGGCGGUUACAGGAUUUUUUAUUGGUGGACCUUCUAAUAUGAUUAGCUCUGCUAUUUCUGCGGACCUGGGUCACCAAGAGCUGAUCCAAGGGAGCAGUGAGGCUUUGGCGACCGUCACAGGAAUUGUUGAUGGAACCGGAAGCAUUGGAGCAGCGGUAGGCCAGUAUUUAGUGUCUUUGAUCCAGGACAACCUGGGAUGGAUGUGGGUGUUCUACUUUUUCAUUCUCAUGACAAGUUGUACGAUUCUAUUUAUCUCACCAUUAAUAGUGAGGGAAAUACGCCAUCUUACGCAAAGACGACAGGCUCGCUCACUGAGUGAGUGA
Molecule: messenger RNA, 1619 nt
Organism: Puma concolor (puma)
Lineage: Eukaryota; Metazoa; Chordata; Mammalia; Carnivora; Felidae
Gene: SLC37A3
Product: solute carrier family 37 member 3
Biological process (GO): transmembrane transport
Cellular component (GO): endoplasmic reticulum membrane
Molecular function (GO): transmembrane transporter activity
Source: RefSeq, a predicted model, not a curated record